UUGCAAUCCAGAACCUUCCCGCGCCUGUAACUGAGAGUCAGCGACAGAGGCCGAGACUCGAGAAUCACCGCCAAAAAGUCAUCUGAUACUUCCGUUAAUCGGAAUCGAUCGAAUCAUGUCUGAGAAUCUCCGGUGCGUGAUCGUGGCCGUCGACGGCAGCGAGGAGAGCAUGGGCGCUUUACGGUGGGCGCUUGAAAAUCUAAAGCUCCGGUCAGCGGCGCCUGAUUCCACUGACGGCACUUUUGUAGCGCUACAUGUUCAAUCUCCUCCUUCAAUCGCCGCCGGUCUCAGUCCUGGUCCAAUCCCCUUUGGCGGCCCUAGCGAUCUGGAGGUUCCUGCUUUCGCGGCAGCAAUCGAGUCGCACCAGAGGCGGAUUACAGCUGCGAUUUUCGACCAUGCUUCACGGAUUUGCUCCGAGUACAAGGUGAAUGUGGAAACUAAAGUAGUGAUCGGAGAUCCAAAGGAAAAGAUCUGUGAAGUGGCAGAGAAUUUGCAUGCUGAUUUGCUAGUUAUGGGAUCCCGUGCUUUUGGUCCCAUCAAAAGGAUGUUCUUGGGAAGUGUAAGCAACUAUUGUACCAACCAUGUUGAAUGCCCAGUCAUCAUAGUCAAGGACAAGAAAAGGGGCAGUGCGUCAUGAGCUAAAUAGAUUGCAGGUUUUUUCCUUUUGUCGCGUGCCUGAUACCAGUUCUUUCAGUGCUUGCUAAUAUGUCGUAUUCAUCCAUUGGACUACUUUCUGCUUCCCUUGUAUGUGCAUUGGCGUUGCAGUUUCCUGUACGUGCCAUAUUGCGCUGCUGCUGCCACAUCAAAUCUUGUUGACAACCAUUCUAAAACAGUAAGUUUCUGUAUUUCAUAGGCUUUGCUACAUCCUCUGUUGUCCCUUUGUUUACAUUCAAAUCCUAUGUCCAGCUGACCAUCUUCCAUGGCUUCUGAAAAUCGUGUCCUGUCUUUUGGCAACUUAUACUGUACUGAGUAACUUUUUGAGUUAUUCUUUCUGUUUUGUCCGUGUGUCAAAAAGCUGUAUCGAAUCUUUUUAUUACAGAUAUUUGAUGUGAAAUUCUUGUGCCUCAACUCUUGGAACAUUACCUUUUUUUUUUCCUACCGUCGUCUGAAGGACUGUGAUGUCUUUUAAUGUGA
Messenger RNA from Momordica charantia (bitter melon), 1134 nucleotides. Its product is annotated as Adenine nucleotide alpha hydrolases-like superfamily protein. The record is from RefSeq and is a predicted model, not a curated record. NCBI's taxonomy places the organism in Eukaryota, Viridiplantae, Streptophyta, Magnoliopsida, Cucurbitales, Cucurbitaceae.